Pestalotiopsis fici W106-1 is the source of this 1035-nucleotide messenger RNA. RefSeq lists its product as uncharacterized. NCBI's taxonomy places the organism in Eukaryota, Fungi, Ascomycota, Sordariomycetes, Amphisphaeriales, Sporocadaceae. The transcript is spliced from 5 exons. The record is from RefSeq and is a predicted model, not a curated record. Bases 1 to 1035 code for a protein of 344 amino acids. Gene Ontology annotation, molecular function: zinc ion binding; oxidoreductase activity.
AUGAAGGCUCAGCAGUUCAACCCAGUCACUCGAAAGAUCGAGCUCAACGAGAUACCGAUACCUCAACCGCAACCUCAUGAGGUCCUGGUCAAGAUCAAAUGCGCUUCACUAUGCCACUCUGAUGUCAUGCUCUUCGCGCCCAAUGACGCCUUGCAAAUGACCAAGGAUGCAAAGCCCAUCACCAUGGGUCACGAAGCGACGGGCAUUGUUGCCGGCGUGGGGUCCGACGUCACGGCGUUCAACGAGGGCGAUCCCGUUGGCUUCAUCUGUGCCGAGCAGUCCUGCUUUGAGUGUCACCCUUGCAAGAACGUCCACAAUCUUUGGUGCGAAAAGGGCCAAGUGAAAAUGGCGGGUUUCUCGCUCGAUGGAUACUUUCAGGAAUAUGCGACAGUGGAUGCUCGCAACAUGAUGAAACUCCCGGACGGCCUCUCCCCCGACGACGCCGCGCCCUUGUUCUGUGCCGGAGUUACCGCGUACAACAGCAUAAAUGACCUCAAGCUUGAAGCAGGCAAGUGGGUUGCCAUUAUCGGAUGUGGCGGUCUUGGUCACCUAGGAAUUCAAUAUGCAAAAGCCAUGGGCUACAGAGUGAUCGGUCUCGACGUCGCAGAGGGCGCCCUGGAAGAGGCCACGCACUCUGGAGCAGAGCACGUCUUCAACUCCUUGGAGGACAAGGACUAUGUACAGAAAAUCCAAGAAAUCACAAAGGGAGGCGUUGACGCUGCCGUCAACUUUACGGCUUCCGGCAAGGCUUACGCGGGGAUGCCGGCCAUUAUCCGCCCAACGGGCAUUCUCAUGGCGGUUGGCAUUCCGCAGGAGCCCAUCAGCGUCAAUAUUUUUGAUAUUGCCAUGUGGCGAUAUCAGUUUCGAGGCUCAAAUAAUGGAACAUGCUAUACGAUGGUUGACGCUAUAAACUUCAGCGCAAAGCACGGGAUCAAGCCAAGUAUCGAAUUUUACGAGCUGGAGCAGCUGCCAGAAAUGGUGGAGAGAAUGGAAGCUCACAAGGCAAGAGGACGAAUGGCGGUAAAAUUUGAUUAG